CCUGACCUCGCUCCGCAGCAGGGAAUGGCUGUGCCGGAGCUGUGAUCCCAGCCCAGCCCCACAGCGGCCCAUGGAAGGGAAAAUCUCUCCGACCACGGCAUCGCCCAGCUCCCUCCAUGCCUCCACAGCCAGCAGCAUCUUCAGCAUCCGGCCCCCGCAGCCUCGGGAGAACGUCCUCGGCAUCAGCUUCAAGCCCUACAGCCCCGAUUCCAUCCCGGCCCCGGUCCCGUGCGCAGCCUGUGAGAGCACACGAUCCUCCAUGUUCAGAGCUCCCUGCAUGAGCCAGCGGCGGCUCGCGCUCAUCUUCUGCGUCUCCGUCCUCAUCGUGCUGAUCGUCGCCCUCAUCCUGCUGUUUAUGUUCUGGCGGUCGCAGACCGGCAUCGUGUACAAGGAGCCCGCCGAGACCUGCAAGGACAACCCCGUGCGCUGUGACGGCGUGGUGGACUGCUCCCAGAGGAGCGAUGAGCUGGGCUGCGUGCGGUUCAGCUCCGACCAGUCCUUGCUCCACGUUUACUCCAGUGCUGAGAGCCAGUGGCUGCCGGUGUGCAGCAGCACCUGGGACGAGUCCUUCUCUAGAAAGACCUGCCGGCAGCUGGGCUUCCAGAACGCGUCGCAGACAGAAUACAUCCCCCUGCACAUCUCUGGCAAGAGCCUCACGGUGACGGAUGAGCGGGACACCAUCCAGCAGAGCCUCAACAGCUCCCAGUGUCUGACAGGGAAAUUCGUCUCCCUGCGGUGUACAAGUAAGCGGGCUGUCCAGCAAGGCAUGAGGACGAGGGCAGCAUGUGGGCAGAGGAUUUCAGGCCGAAUCAUCGGAGGGAAGGAAACCUCGGUGAGCAAAUGGCCCUGGCAGGUCAGCGUGCAGUACGGGCCCGUCCACAUCUGCGGCGGCACCAUCAUCGAUGCGCAGUGGGUGCUCACCGCCGCGCACUGCUUCUUCAUGAACAGCAUGAAGAUCCUUGAUGACUGGAAGGUGUACGGCGGGGUGUCAGACCUCAAGCAGCCCAUGGAGGGCAUCCCCGUCUCCCAGGUCAUCAUCAACUCCAACUACAGCGAUGACCACGAUGACUAUGACAUUGCUCUCAUGAAGCUCUCCCGACCGCUGACGCUCUCAGCUCAGGUUCGACCUGCCUGCCUCCCCAUGCACGGCCAGCGGUUCCAGACCGGCAGGUCCUGCUUCAUCACCGGCUUUGGGAAGACCAGGGAGAACGAAGCUCUGCAGAAGGUGUGCGAGAAGCAGCAGCUUGCUCCCUCCUACAGCGGGGGGCCGAGGCUGGCCCUGCCCGACGGCUCCUCCUGCCUUGCAGAUAACACCUCCCCAAAGCUGAGGGAGGCAGAAGUCAAACUCAUCGACUACAAGAUCUGCAACAGUGACAAGGUGUACGAGGGCUACCUGACCCCGCGCAUGAUGUGCGCUGGGUACCUGCAGGGGGGGAAGGAUGCAUGCCAGGGGGACAGCGGGGGGCCCCUGGUGUGUGAGGACAACGGCCGCUGGUAUGUGGCUGGCGUGACGAGCUGGGGGACGGGAUGCGGCCAGAAGAACAAGCCUGGGGUUUACACGCGUGUGACGAAACUCCUUGGCUGGAUCUACAGCAAAAUGGAGAGCGAGAACAACUGAAGCCAGGCUGGAACCUGUGCAGCAGCACCGGCUGGCACCGGCCCCUCGCUCCUCCUGUCACCAGGGCACGGUGUAUCAGCUGCUGUCCCUGCUCCUCCGGGCUGCCCAUGCAAUUGGGGACCUGCAGCUGCCUGGACUGCGCCAACGCAGCACCUGCAGAACACCUCUGUCCUGCUGAGGACAUGGAGAUGUCUCUGUCCGGGCCUCAGUCUGUGCUGAAUGUGCCCACUUGGAGCUGCCGUCUCAGCUGUGGCCCCUGGCCUGCAAACAGAGUUGCCAGGACCAUGUGUCCUUGAAUGUGGGCACAGCCAGAAGAUGUGGGGCUGCUGCCCAUCCCUGCAACUGAGAGCCAGGAGCAGAAAGCUGCAGGUGCCUGUGGUGAGUGAGCCCCUUCCUCUGCUCGCUGCGGGGACAGCCGAGCAAAGGGGAGCCCCAUGGGGCAGCUGAAGCACCUGCUGGGAGGAGGAACGGUGGUUGCUCUCACAUUUGCAUAUGGAUUUAGGAAGUGUCUUUCAAAUGAAGUGCUUCCCCAGCAGAGAAACACCCAUUUAUUUAUUUUUGUAUGCCCUGGAAGCACACACUGCUGGGACUUUGCGCAGCCACUCUCAGCUCCCUGCCUGCCCUGUUGGGCAGCAGCGCAGGGCUGUUCUACUCCUGUGGGCAGCAGGGCCAUUCUGUGACACGUGACAGAAGCCAGCAGCAGAUAUAGAGUAGCACCCAGCCCCAUGUUAGCCCCAGCAUCUCCCAGCUCCAUGGCCAGUGCCAGGUGCUGGAUUUGUCUCAGCGCUGCACGCAGUCCAUAGAGGACGCACAGAUGUCUCAGAGCAGACGUGUCAAGGUGUGUGCACGCUGGAUGGAGGCAGGCUGCUGCUCUGCUGAGGCUGUACCCGGAGCUGCAGGGGGUCCUGGUGCUCCUGGGUGCCCCACACUGUUCUCAAUAAAUGUUUCAGUAGUG
Molecule: messenger RNA, 2573 nt
Organism: Lagopus leucura (white-tailed ptarmigan)
Lineage: Eukaryota; Metazoa; Chordata; Aves; Galliformes; Phasianidae
Gene: TMPRSS13
Product: transmembrane serine protease 13
Exons: 13
Coding region: 71-1618 (515 amino acids)
Biological process (GO): proteolysis
Cellular component (GO): membrane
Molecular function (GO): serine-type endopeptidase activity; protein binding
Source: RefSeq, a predicted model, not a curated record